ACAGGAGAGCAGAGGAAACGAGCAGGCACACUGCUGGCGCUCCCUCGGCGAAAUUUUAGUUUAUUUGUUUUGGUUUUUAUAUUUUUCUCUUUUUUAUACAAAUUUGAUAUAUUUCCUAGAAAAUUUUAAUACGCCGAUACACUGGUUUUAACAUUUCUACCAACGAAGUCUUGCAAGGAUUGGCUGUAGCUUGCUAGCUUCCAACGCUGGGCUUCUUUCCAUUACUUUUCGCCAAAUGCUCAGAUAGUAAAAGUAGUGGACACGAUAAUAUCACGUCGUGUACUGAUGUCCUGUCUUCCCUUUAUUCAAAAUUGACGGUUCGUUCCUGUUGUUUACGAAGCUAAAUUUGAACUGCAACACUCACGGCAGCCAACCUCAGGAAAAAUGACGGCUGUUCAGCUAAUAAAUAUUCAACGGUUAUUGGAGGCAGCGGAAUAUAUAGAAAGAAGAGAAAGAGAGUGUGAACACGGAUAUGCGUCGACUUUCCCGUCAAAUCAGAGCACAAAUUAUCAGAGACAAAGAAAAUUUCGAAAUAAGAAGUUCAGCAGUAACCACAACAGGUCCACACAUAAUGAGCUGGAAAAGAACAGACGAGCUCAUCUGAGGCUGUGUCUGGAGCGGUUGAAGACCCUCAUACCUCUGGGACCUGACUGCACUCGCCACACCACCCUGGGCCUACUCACCAAAGCCAAAGCACAUAUAAAGAAACUUGAAGAGGCGGACAGGAAGAGCCAGUACCAGUUGGAGUCUCUGGAGCGCGAGCAAAGGCACCUCCAACGCCAGCUGGAGCUUCUGAGGGGAGGCAGUGACGAUGCAGUCCAGAGCAACCUGGGGGAGGGAGAGAGGAUACGCAUGGACAGCGUGGGUUCCACCCUCUGCUCCGAUCGCUCUGACUCUGAUCAAGAAGAGAUUGAGGUUGACGUGGAAAGCACAGAGUUCUCCCAUGGAGACCUGGACAGUGUGAGCACGGCCAGCACCAGCGACCUGGACGACCACAGCAGCCUGCAGAGCAUGGCCAGUGAUGAGGGCUACUCCUCCUGCAGUGUCAAACUUGCCUUCUCCUCCUAGAGCCCCACGCCACCACUACCACCAACCACUCCUGCCAAACCUGCCUGCCCUCCCAUCUGUUCAUCCAUCCAGCCAUGCCAUCACCUGCAAUGAUGGGCACGCCCCCAGCUAACGGGUGUUCCCACUGCACCGCCUCACCUUCCGAUCUAAGCCUUUUAGUUUCUGUCCAUCCCCUCCACCCACGCUAUUGAACCUACUGUUGGAGGAGCUCCACUGAGAGUCCUCCUUGCCUCUGAACUUUGAGCCACCCCGACCAACACUGGUACCAGGGACUCGGACACAGUGAUGCAAGACUGAGUUAGUUUGAAGCAUAUUUUAAAGGGAGAUCGGACACUUUGAAUACACAUCAUCUUGAUUUUUAAAUCCACAACAAAAAUGAGUAGUUGAUUUUACUUCUGUCAUUUCAUUGAUCCAUGACAUUAAUUUUUAGAAGAUCAGUGAGCCCCAAUUUAGCUCAAAAUGCACUUAAAUUCUCAUCAUAUUCAAGAAAUUUAGAGUUUCUAUUUGGUUAUCUUUAUUGUGGGUGUGUGUUGAGUUAUUCCCGAUGUAUCUCAGCUAAACAUUCUGGUGUUGGGCCCAGAUCAACCACAUGGGUCAUCUUUACCAUAUCAGCACAGCUAUAGCUUGGCCCCAAAUCUUUCCAGCCCUGAAUCUGAUCCCUGUCUUAUUUGUUCAUGACCUCCACUCGACACAGCAGAAGCUUGGACUCUUGAAUUGGUGCUAUUGAAACAAAUCAACCAACGGGGAAGCAGUCAGAUCCACCACCACUGAGCUUUUAAAGCAAACAGGGUGUCUGUGUGCUUGUUUUCCGCCAGACAUGGAGAAAAAUGGCCACGAAAGAGGAGGAACAAAUACUAAAAAAAAAUAACAAAAAAAUAUAUUCCUGUCGAAUGUGGGUUCUUAGUGCAUUUUCAGAGUGGAAAUUGUAACUUUGUAUGUGUUUUGUUUUGGUUUCUUUCCCCUCGACAAGCAGCUACAACAAGCCAUCCCACACUUGCCUACUUUAGAGUAGUCUAUAGAAAAGGCACAAAUCAAGAUGUAAACACACUCAAAAAACAGCAGCAGCAACAAAGAGAAAAGGUCCAAACAGCUACAAACUUUGGAAUAAAAAUCUAUCCUUUAUCCAGCAGUAACAAGCAAUAAGUCGUAGUCGUUGUGUCGUUAGUUUGAACACUUUUCUGUUCCUUUUUUUCCCCCUCUCCUGUUAAGACUCACGUGUGACCGUCCAAAACGGGGGAAAAAAGCAAGUUACUAUAUUUUUUUUUUUUUUUUUUUUUGUACAUACAAAUAGUUUAACAAAUAAAAAUUUAAAAAAUAAUUUUAAUAAAAGUUAGAGCUUGUGGAUAGAAGUAUUGCCUCUGAUGCUGUUUAAAUUGUGUUUAUUGUGCAUUUAUUUUUAGAUUUUCUUUUUUUUUUUUGGUAACACACCAUUUCUUUGCUGGUUAAAAUAUUCAAAAACCCAUGUUAUUUAACAGCAGAGCAGCUUCCCAUCCCGUAGGACUCUUGUUGGAGGUUGCAGAUUUUCUUUGGCACUGUUUUUAUUUAUUAGACUUUUUCCCCCUCCUGUUUGGAUAACUCAGAAAUGGGGGUAAAAAAGCUGCAUGAGGCAUUCCACUGGUGGUCAGGUGUUUAUGAAGAGUGACAAGAAGAAAACGGGUUGUAUGAUGUCAAAGAUCUCCAUCUCCACUGGCAUUAAGAAUUGCACUUCAACCACAGUUUUCUUUAUUUUUUUAUUCCAUCGUCACGUCUCGCUGUAAUUCAUUCAUUCGUGUGUGAAAGGAUGAAAAACAAGAACACCACUUUAAAUAUUUAUUUUUCCAUCCCUAAAGAGCACAAGAAAUGGGAAAAAGUUAACUUAUUUUAGUUUUGUCUUAUUUUACUUAUUCUUGAUGCAUAUUCCUCAUUCCCUAUUUUAAGAAUUGUAUAUUUUAUGGGUUAUUGUGUUUUAUUUUCUUCAUGGGGGAGGGGGGGGGGGGGGGGGGAUUUUAAAAAAUGUAGCCAUUUAGUUUGCAUUUUCUGAUGUUUUAUUCAAUGGACACUUGAAAUGUAAUUGGCCCCUAAGCUGCUCCUAGUGCUGAGUCUCGCCUGUUUAGAGUCACCAGCCUUGUCCAGAGCUGACUCCCCCAAUCCACGACAAAUACAGAUCCAAACCGAGCGCCGCCUGCUCUUACAAGGUUCUCCAUCGUGUUUUGGGUCUGCCCCGAGGCAGGGAGGGGGGUGUUGGCUCUGCUCAAGACUCACCAAAACCCACGACUUUACUGGCAAAUACUGAGCCAGCUACUACACAAUUAAAAGGGGUCUAAAGCUCCACUUUCCUCUAUUAGGAGGAUUGUAGUCUCUAUUAGACUUGUGUUUUAGUUGACAAAAUGUGUCUUACAUUUACAAAGGCCUCAACUGAGGAUUUAAAGAAAAUUUAAACACAACAGAACAAACCUUUGGUUUAUUUCUGAAGGACAUCGCUAAGGUGUAGAGUUUGACUUGUAAGCUCUUUGCAGAGAUCUGUUGAGGUUGUUGGGCUUUGGCAAUGAAUCAGGAAGUCACCGCUUCUGGUGCUUGAAUAUUUUAAAAAGAAAACAAAUGCCAAAAACACCUCAGAACACCUCAGUGUCCUCUCUUUAUCUCUCUCUGAGGGACAGUUUACAUUUAUUCUGCCCCAGUUAAGUUAUUAACCUUCAUCUUAUUGUUGCUUUGUUUUCUUCUUCAUAUAUUUGUUUUAUGAACGUGCACUGCUGACAGGAUAAGGGUCCCCACGUUUGCAAACAGAUGUGUUUCACUCCCCUGUUCAGACCUGAAUUGUAUGCUUGAGUUUAAACCUGUGUGACAUGUUGUACUGCACUGGGACAAUCUGAGUCUUUGUAAACUAUCUGUGCUCUGAAAGUGUUCAGAAAUGAAUUGACACCAACUUUUAUGAGCUGGUUUGACUGAAGCAGGUCUGUCCUUUCUCAUGUGUGUGUACAGUAUGUAUGUAUGUAUGUAUGUGUGUGUGUGUGCGCAUCUUCAUUUUCUUACUAAGGCCGAGCUUUAGAAAGGUACCUGAUCCAGGACCAGUCUUCACAGACCUUUUCAGACUGCCGUGCAGUGAAUAUCAGGCUUCAGAGGAAUGUUUCUCAUAAGAUGACAAAGCUGUCCAGCUGCAGCUGUAAAGUUGCACUGAGAAUUUAGUCAGCACUGGUCCUGGAUCAGUUGACUGGAAGAUCUGAACAUUUCUGGCUAUGCUGCAGAUUUUAAACUGGUAACCACAGAGCUGUAUAUUUAACCUUUCUGUUCAAAGUUUAGACUUUUGGUAGGGGUUGAGUUGUUGUUUUGCAGCUUAGCCAGAAGUGAAGCAACCUGAUGAGGUCAAUGUUGCAGUGUUGCCUGUAAACUGCACCCCAGCAGGCUGAUUUGAGCAAAUGGGUCUGUGAAGAUGGUUCAGCCUAAUUCAGUAAGCAAGUCCUGCGUGCAGUAGGGUCCUUCCUGAUGUUCUGAACCAGUGGCCAUCCUUUGUAUAUAAAAAGAAAAAAAAAAAAAAAAAAAAAGCUCUCCGAUGGUGGUGAUACUAGCUGUGUAAGUUGAAGAUGCAAUACUUAUAAUAAAAACACCAAGAUUUUCAAACCUGAAGGACUGAAGUGGCUGUUAAUACCAUGUCUCCAUUCUGAAUGUACUGUAAAGCAAUGGCUCACACCGACUACGAUGAAUAAAGGUUGUGACUUCAAAACA
Messenger RNA from Melanotaenia boesemani (Boeseman's rainbowfish), 4767 nucleotides. RefSeq names its product max interactor 1, dimerization protein (gene mxi1). Gene Ontology annotation, molecular function: protein dimerization activity; RNA polymerase II cis-regulatory region sequence-specific DNA binding; DNA-binding transcription factor activity, RNA polymerase II-specific. The coding region runs from base 385 to 1068 and encodes 227 amino acids. Lineage: Eukaryota; Metazoa; Chordata; Actinopteri; Atheriniformes; Melanotaeniidae. Gene Ontology annotation, biological process: regulation of transcription by RNA polymerase II. The record is from RefSeq and is a predicted model, not a curated record. The transcript has 6 exons.